Erigeron canadensis is the source of this 735-nucleotide messenger RNA. Its product is annotated as bet1-like protein At4g14600. Bases 185 to 586 code for a protein of 133 amino acids. Lineage: Eukaryota; Viridiplantae; Streptophyta; Magnoliopsida; Asterales; Asteraceae. The record is from RefSeq and is a predicted model, not a curated record. The transcript has 5 exons.
AAAAACUACAAACACAUAUCAACCCUUCUCCCCCUCCCCUUUUGUAAAAAAUAAAUCAUUUUAAACGAGUUAUUUAAAAAAAAGUCUGUUUAAUCGGAAGGAAGUCUGUUUCUCUGCAGUUGAUACAAUUCGCUAAUUCCAAUCGGGGUUCCUUAGUCAGAACACAUUUCAACUUUUCUUUUUAAUGGCGUCCAGUUCUAAUAGAGGUGGUCGCUACUAUGGUGCUGCUCCAUAUAGAUCGAGUGAAGGGCUUAGCACCAGACAAGGGACUGGUUCUGAUGAAAUUCAACUGCGCAUUGAUCCAAUGCAUGCUGAUCUAGAUGAUGAGAUCAGUGGCCUCCGAAAGCAAGUUAGGCAGUUAAAGAAUGUAGCCUCAGAGAUCGAGUCAGAGGCCAAAUUUCAGAAUGAGUUUAUUAACCAGCUGCAAAUGACCCUUAUCAAAGCACAAGCAGGAGUGAAGAACAACAUGAGGAAAUUAAACAAGAGCAUCAUCCUGUCUGGUUCAAGCCAUGUUUUGCAUGUCGUCCUCUUUGCCCUUUUUUGCCUCUUUCUUGUCUAUAUCUGGUCCAAGUUUUCACGAAGAUGAUAGGUAAGAUGUAUUCCAUAAGCGUAAAAUAUGUUUUAUUUGAAGAGUUCAAGGGUUCACCAGAUGCUAGCAAAUACUACCUUAAACUGCGCGUUUCUUUACAUGUAAAGAUUACAACUAAUGUGAUACAUUACAAAGGGUCUUAUCUC